CUAAUCUGUAAAUUUUAUUUUAGUAAGCUUCAUGUCAAGCGAGAACUCCAGGUCAGAGGUUUGAACCAACGGAGUUUCACCAUCGACUGUUGCUUCAAAUAAACAAGAUGCCCUUCCGCGGUGAUAUUUACUACUUUGGAGCAGGCCCGGCCCCGCUACCUACUCCAGUGCUCGAGGAGGCUUCCAAGGUCCUGCUCAACUACAAGGAUGGUGGCAUUGGGAUCACAGAAAUCUCGCACAGAAGUGCAGAUGCAAAUGAGAUACUCUCCCAUGCGAAAUCGGGUCUUCGUCAACUGCUUGAUAUCCCCGAGUCCGACGGCCCAGAUGGAUAUCAGAUUCUCUUUCUCCACGGGGGUGGUAGCGGAGAGUUCAGUGCCGUCGUGUACAAUCUCGUCAGCGUGUGGGUUGCGAAGCAGCAGAAGCAGCUCAACAUUGAUAUCAAUGACGAAAGCAGUCUGCAAAGGUUGAGAGAACGUGUGGCUCAGAUGAAGCUCGAUUACCUCGUUACUGGUUCUUGGUCACUCAAAGCUUCUCAGGAGGCGGCACGGCUGAUGGGCAGUGAACAUGUCAACGUUGUCAGUGAUUCCCGGAAACAUAGAGAAGGCAAGUUCGGCCUCAUUGCCGAACCCUCUACAUGGAACUCCACGAAAAACGAUGCCGAUGUUGCCUUUACUUACUACUGCGAUAAUGAGACCGUUGAUGGCGUCGAGUUUCCAGUCUCGCCCUCCGGACCCAAUUUGGUGGCCGACAUGAGCAGCAACUUCUUAUCUCGCGCUGUUGAUGUCCGGAAGCACGCCGUCAUCUUCGGCGGCGCUCAGAAGAAUAUCGGAACCACAGGCAUCACAAUUGCUAUUGUUUCAAACGCAAUGUUACCUCCGCAGGCUGAUAUGGCCGACCCGACGCUUCUGCGAAAGCUGGGGCUGUCUGUGGGACCGGUCGUUUUGGACUGGCCGACCGUGGCAAAGAACAACAGUCUGUACAAUACUUUGCCGAUUUUCGACGUUUGGAUUGCUGGGCAAGUCAUGCAACGACUAUUGGACAUCCACCCGUCCUCUUCCGACUCAAAGAUUGCUGGCCAACAGGCGGAGAGCGAUCAAAAGUCUGCACUCUUGUACUCUAUCUUAGACAAGCAUGGCCAAGUCUAUCAAGUCGUGCCUGACAAGAGCGCUCGGAGCAGGAUGAACAUAUGCUUUCGGGUCAAAGGAGGCGAUGCAGAAGCAGAAAAAGCCUUUGUUAAGGGCGCCGAGAGCCAAGGACUGUUCGGCCUUAAAGGCCAUCGUAGUGUCGGUGGCAUCCGCAUCAGCAACUACAAUGCUGUGCCAGUAGCCGCAGCAGAGAAGCUGGCUGCAUACUUGGAGACAUUUGCGAGCCAGUAAUCGACUGGCUCGUGAUUUAAGAAAAGAUUAAUCCGAUGAUACUAUCGAAAACGCAUUCUAUUGUCACAAUGAGGGAGUAACUUUUGCGAUUCAUCGACCGACCCUGUGGCGAUUCCACGAUCAGCAGCAAUUUCGCUACGUUGGUUCUCAUAAUCCGUUGGAGAUAUCACUAUAGAUGACCUGUGUAGAUUUGUUCGCGUCUCGAAUUGAACUUGGGUGAAAGGAACAAGCACUGAGCAUCGAACAUUGCUGUGUGAACACAACGCCGCACGCUUUCGCGGAGUCACGCCCGCGUGUGAUUCUCACACCAUCAUGGCACUGAUGAAGGACGAUCUCUGUUAGAGUACGCAGCCUGUUGAACGUACAGGAGUGCUGUGUCCAAGGAUUCGAACAGGAACCAUGACGCACAUUGAAAUACAGUCGGGAAACAUCCCCCCGUCGACCCUUACCUGUCAUGUCAAAUAGCUGACUGCAAAGAGACUUCUCAUCACAAGUU
Messenger RNA from Dissoconium aciculare CBS 342.82, 1872 nucleotides. Its product is annotated as phosphoserine aminotransferase. The record is from RefSeq and is a predicted model, not a curated record. The transcript has a single exon. Gene Ontology annotation, cellular component: cytoplasm. Bases 108 to 1376 code for a protein of 422 amino acids. NCBI's taxonomy places the organism in Eukaryota, Fungi, Ascomycota, Dothideomycetes, Mycosphaerellales, Dissoconiaceae. Gene Ontology annotation, biological process: L-serine biosynthetic process. Gene Ontology annotation, molecular function: pyridoxal phosphate binding; O-phospho-L-serine:2-oxoglutarate transaminase activity.